AAUUUACUUAAAGUUAUGGAAAAACUUGACAUAUUGGUCAAAAUUGAGAACUCGAGUUAUUAUAUAAUGCCAAGCAUGAUGCCGCCUUCCACGUUUGAUGCUGUAUGUGAAAAAAUUGGCAUUCUUACAAAUAAAUGCAAAAGGACUUCCUGGCUUUGUUUUAAAUUUGAAUUUCUUCCACCUUCUUUCUUUAACCAUCUAUCUGCCUGGUUUAUCAGAAAAUACAACCCUAGCAAAUUAGAUAGUGGUAUUGCAUUAUAUCGAGGAAUCUGUAUGUUUGACAUUGAGGCAUCUGGCGGUAAAAAGAUUAUGGUUACCAUGUCGUCUGAUACCAUUGCUCUCCAGGUCGUGUCGUUUUCCGAACAACAUGAGGGAUUGAGAAGCACGUGUAGCGAUAUCUUCAGUGGAGUAACACAACUAAUUACAAAUAUAAAAGAGAGAUAUAAGGUGAAAAUAUCGUUUAAACUCCAUUUCAAAUGCAGUGAUGGCUAUUAUUUUAAAGACACAUUUGAAUAUGAGAAAUUGACAAUUGAGAAGGAGUGUUUCUGUAUUCAGCAUAAGCAAAUGCAUCGAUCUGAGCAGAUAUAUUCGCCCUGGAUGAAUAAUGAGGGUAAAACGAUUCCUCACAGAGCGAAAAUAAGCACUAAGCAGGAAGACCAUAAUCCAAAAAAUGAACCAAACAAAGAAGAAGCUCAGGAUCAAGCAUCUGUCAAAACCAACCUUCCUGUUUCUGUCAAUUUGCGUCAACAGUUAAAUAUAAAAAAGUCUAAGAAUGAAAAUCCGACCAUAUUUAGCUGUAUCAAAAUAGACAAUACAUUAGUGUUUACCUACUACAGGAAUAACCGACUUAUUAUUUGUAAUUCAGACGGUACUGAUAUCCAUCACAUUCCUCUGUCCUAUCAACCAUGGUUUAUGACAGUGGUAAAUAUUAAUACUGUAGCAGUAUCCUGUAUACAUGACAGAACCAUACUGAUAAUAAAUAUAUCUACACGUUCUGUCACCAGUACAAUCAACACCAGUGGUAACUGCUACGGAAUAUCAUAUAAUGAUAAUAACCUGUACGUUGUUAUUGAUCUGAGUAUAAUACAUGUGAUUGACCUGACAGGUAAAGUAAUACGUACUAUACCUUUACCUUCAGACCGUAUCUGGGACAUUACAGUAGACAGAGACAGGUUGGUUUGUACAGACUUUACAUCAAUAUACUGCUGCUCGUUAGAUGGAGAACUACUUUGGAAGUUUAAAAUUGAUAAAUUUCAGGAUUUAGUUUAUGUGACAACAGAUAAUGAGAGGAAUGUCUAUGUGACUUAUUAUAACACCAACACUGUAGAAGUUAUAUCAGAUGAUGGUAAACAUCACAGAGAACUUCUUACUAAAUCAGAUGGAUUGGAUAGGCCGUGGGGAAUUUAUUUUGACAAAAAAGAAAAUAUUCUGCUUGUUUGUAAUUAUUAUAACGGAAAGGUUUUUCUUUUUGACGUGAAAAGGAAAUCAACAUAAAUAAACAUGAAUAAUUCUUUCAGACAAUGAGUUUAUUCGGACUCGGGUCUGUUUGUGCAUUUUGUCAUUCAAAAUAACUUCUCUUUAUUUUUAUUUUCUAUACUAUCAAUUACUGAUUGUCAUGAUCUGUACAGUUGUAUUCUGUAUUCAAAGUAAGGACAAUAUUAACAAUUUAUUAUGUUCAUGUUUUUUGUGAUUAACUCUUUUUAUUUUAAUGUGUGACAACAAAUCAACUUUAAAUUGAAAUUUAGAGAAAUGUUACAAAGACAUGUUGUUCUUUGAUUCACGUCAAUUUAGGGUUUGAUAGUUGGAGAAAAAAAUAUAAUUCAAGUUAUAUAUCAUCACAUCUUUCAAAACCACAUAUAAAUUGUUUAAGACAAUUAUUCGAAAUACAGACAUUCUCUUAACGGAUGUGUAGGUUGUAAAUAAAAUCUUUACAAAUUUAAAAUUGUAUUGUGUCGUUGGGAUGCUGUCUUUUUCCUUCAUUGCCAAUCCAUCUGCUUCUUUCACCCAGGUAGUCUUACAUGUACAUUUUAAAUACAAAUAAUUCAGAUAUAUACAUCGUUUAUUUGUUCUCAUCCUGAACAUGUAUAAUAUAUUUGCCACUGUACGAUACACAACCAACAGAUAAACCAAUUAAUUAUUUUAUUCAUACCAAACUAUAUCACAUUUUUUAAGUUUAUCAAUGUGUGUAUUUCUUAAUUUGAUGACAGUUUUGUUUUGGUUUAAAUUGAUGUUAAUCGAGUACAAAUAACAUAUGGUCUAACACCAUACAGACUGAUAUGACUGUGUUCCAAUAACUUUGUAUCCUACAUCAAGUUAAAUUUCCAUUGAAAACAAAAUAACGGAAAGAUUAUGAUUAAUUUUGAAAAUGUAACUUGGAUCAUCUAGGCUGUUGUAUUUGAAUAAUGUGGUUCGAAUAUUAUGUUUUCCGCAUUUUUAAAACAUUUGAACAUUCAAUUGUUCUAUAUAAUUCAAUAUGAAAAAUCAAAAAAAAUUUCCGAGUAAGAAACAAUGUACAUGCUCUUUAUCUUUUAUAUAUAAUUCACACUCUUAUGAGAAGGAUGUUAUCCAGAAAAAUGUUAUCAUUGAAAACAAAAUAACGGAAAGAUUAUGAUUAAUUUUGAAAAUGUAACUUGGAUCAUCUAGGCUGUUGUAUUUGAAUAAUGUGGUUCGAAUAUUAUGUUUUCCGCAUUUUUAAAACAUUUGAACAUUCAAUUGUUCUAUAUAAUUCAAUAUGAAAAAUCAAAAAAAAUUUCCGAGUAAGAAACAAUGUACAUGCUCUUUAUCUUUUAUAUAUAAUUCACACUCUUAUGAGAAGGAUGUUAUCCAGAAAAAUGUUAUCAGGCGUUUUCAUCUAGAUAAAAAAUUCUUACUUAAUCAAAUGUAUUGAAUUCGCCGUUUGGAAUUAAUUUUAUCAUGCAAGAAAAUAUUCUGCUUGUUUGUAAUAGAGAUAACGGAAAUCUUUUUUUUUUUUACGUGAUAAAGAAACUUGCAUAAAUGAACUUAAAUUAUUUCAUUCGAAUUCGGAUGUGUUUUUGCAUUGAGUCAUUCUAAAUGAAUUUUAUUUGUUUGUGUGCUAUCUACCAAAAACAAAUUCAAUUUAACCAAUUAUGAUUCAUUUUACAAAAUUACUACCUUGCUUUCUUAUAAGUUCUGUAUAAGAUAUUCCGUAUUCCGAUUUUAUUUAAGUAUAUUUUUAUGUGUUUGCGUUAUUUUAUGUACGACAACAAAACAAUUAUGUAUAUGAAAUUAAAGAGAAAUUUUGCUUAGACCCAAAAAUUGUUGAUCUUUCUUUACUUCUAUUUGACGGUUAGGUUGUGAUGGUUGGUGAAAACUUACAAUAUACUUCAGAGCAGCUUUUGAAAACCGACAAAAGUAGUUUUAUGUACGUACUAUUAACUUGACUCGUUUAGAACUUUUUUAUGUGUUGUAUGCUUCUUGUGAACAUAUAAUGUUUGCAUUUCAUCCCGUUGAGGUUUGAUUUUUGCAAUAAAGAUUAUUAGUUAGAUUGUAA
Messenger RNA from Mytilus californianus (California mussel), 3511 nucleotides. RefSeq lists its product as uncharacterized. The transcript has 3 exons. The coding region runs from base 16 to 1494 and encodes 492 amino acids. Lineage: Eukaryota; Metazoa; Mollusca; Bivalvia; Mytilida; Mytilidae. The record is from RefSeq and is a predicted model, not a curated record.